CACGUGAUGCCGCGCGCACGUGAUGCCGCGCGCACUAACAAGCAUAAGGCCCAAUGCUAGAAUUAGCUCUUUAAUUAUGAUCAAGAAACACUUGCAAUACAACCAAAACUAACAUCAACAGAGAUUUAAGUGGAAAGAAUACCAAAUAUAACCCUUUGCCUUCACAGCCCCAAAACAGUUACAAUGGAAAUGUAACUAUAAACAGCAAAGCAACAGAAUACCCUGCAGUCACAGUUCAACUGCAAUCUGGUAAUCACUUUUAGCUUAAUUAACCAACAGGAUUGAUUUCAUCGGCCUCAGGAAGAUGGUCUCUAGCAUUUGAUCUUUGAAUACCCUACUACCCCAAUGGAUUACCUUCAUCAGACAGAUGGAGGAGCAAAUACCUACAUCUGCACAGAAUGUGGAGAUGGGUUCAGGGUCUACUCUGCUUUGUUAAGCCAUUUGACUAUUCAUGGGCCCUUGGAUUCAUUUUCCUUAGAUGGGUCCUUCAAUGGGUUUGAUGUUGCCCGUGAAUAUAUGCUCCAUGACAAUGGCACACUUACAGUGGUUGACAGAUCUGGGCAAACCAACGGCUCUUCUAACUGUAAACCGGUAUCUCCGAUUCUUGAAAAUCCCAUCCCGUCUGAACCAGUUUACUCCUUUAAAUCAAAGAUCAAAGAGAGGGUCACUUCAAAGCCUCCUAUUGACAACUCAACCCCUAAAACGUAUGGCUGCGAAACAUGCAGUGAAUCAUUCAGCAGUCUGCGUAGUCUACAACAACAUCAGCAAUAUCGAAAGACAGAGGAGGGUCACAAGUGUACCUUGUGUUGCAAAGUAUUUUCUGAUAGAGAAAAGCUGAAGGGACACUUAGUGGAGCAUGCCCAUGAGCGAUUUUACUGCUGUGGUCACUGUGGGAAACGGUUCCUGAAACUGGAGGGUUUCUAUGUCCAUCAGAAAGAGCAGCAUAAAUCACCAGGGUCUAAGUCAGUGAACAAGUCAGACAGAAAUCAAGGAAACAGUGCCGAGAAGACUUACUCUUGCAAGAAAUGCAAUUUGCACUUUUUCUGGCUCUCGGACUUGCAGAGCCAUUCACUCAGCCACUGCAAAGAAUUCACUAGAAAAGAAUUUUCCAAGCCCCCUACACCAGGUGACAAAGUGCAGCCUCUGUUAAACAAGACAUCUCACAACAGUCUGAACAACAAUAUAUCUAUCAAUCUUAAGACCGAAGGCGACAUGGCAUCAGAGACUCAAUCGUGUUUUAGACCUUACAGAUGUGGUUUGUGUGGCGACCGUUUCCAACAGUUGGCCAAUUUAAAACUGCAUCAUUACUCCCAUCAAUCAAAACGUGAUAUUGAUCAAACUCUGCCAAAGGGGAAAAAGCCCACUGUCGCAUCACCUUCAAAGGGUAGAGGUAGGCCCGCACAUAUCAAAAGACCCCCUGGUUCGAAAUCGCAUCCUUGCAAAUAUUGCCACCGGGUGUUCAAUCACUCCAGUAGUCUUUCUCGGCACAUGAGAUACCACAAAGGAACUCUUCACACUUGUGUGUUCUGUGGGAGACAUUUUCCCCAACGAUGUGAUGUCAGGAGGCACAUAGCCAUGUAUCACAAAAAGGAACUUGAGAAGAAGCCUGGGUUGAAAUACCUUGCAUUGCACACCAAGCCAGAAGCUGAUGCUGAAACUUUGAUAAAGUCAACUGAACACAAAUUUAAAAGGUAUUCUGACGUUGCAGAACUAGUUGGCGAUGAUGAGCGAAGGACAAAGCAACAGUCUAAAGCUUCUAAGCCAAGGGUCACCUACAAGUGUCAAGAAUGUGGGAAAAAGUUUGGUCUGCAAUGCGUUUACCAAAGGCACUUGCGAUAUCAUAAAAGGCAACCAACAAGUACAAUGUUUAAGUGCCCUCAAUGCCCUAGUUUCUUCAAGCAAGCGACUGCUCUAAAGCGGCAUCUUGACAAUCACCCAAUUCAUUUGGAAGUAUUCACAGAUGAACAGAGGUCUCGAACGGGUUUCAGUCAGGACCCUGACCUAAAACAAGACGAUACGGCGGCUUUGGAGGAUGACGAAACUAUUGAGGACGUCGGGGGUGAUCUAGCGUCUUCAGUUCUUUAUGAAUGCACAGAGUGCACAGAGACAUUUUCUUGUUUGCAAAGGUUUCUACAGCACCAGACUUCUCAUGGGUCAGAUAACAUUAAGUAGUUAAGCGGUGUAUCAGAUAUUUAAGUUUUUUCUUAUUAAAGUCAGUUUUAGCUGGCACUUCCCAAUGGUCAGAUUGUGUUGCAGUCCUAAUUGUAUGACAGCGUUAUUGACUGAACUGUGACAGAAAAUGAGUGACAACUGUAAUUUCAUGUAGUCACCCUGAAUCAAAUACGAUCCCAAGUCUAGGUAUGUUACCCCAAUGUAUGAAUAGAGAAAUUAUUAAAGCUUUCUUUUCCUUUUUUAAAGGAUCACUUGAAAGGAUAAUGUGCCUACUUUUAUUGUGUGGAUAAUUUGUAUGUAAUCCCAAGCCAGUCACUGACAGGAAGGUGACCUUUUGUCAUUUGUGUUUCUCUGGCAAACUUUUCCUCUUCUGUUCUUCAAAUCAUGUUGUUAAACAUAGAACAAUACAGUGUUUAAAGGAAGCAACAAACACUAAAUUAUAAUUAUUUUUGUAUUUUUUCGUAAGAAAUUACUGUUGACAAAUUAUCAUUUUAAUUUAAAAAAUCUUAACAUUGACAGCUAGAUACAUUUGAUGUCCACCAGGUGUCAUUACUCAAGUCACUAAACUGGUCAGUUUUCUAUCUUGGACUACUUAUUGAGUGACCAUGGACAAAGCAUGUGGGUAAUCUUACAAAGAGUGUAACUUGCCAUCCUUUUCUGUAUAUGGAGUCCCAGUACCCAAGAUCCAGUCAUGUUAAGAAUGGCCCUAAAGGAACAGAAUGGAAGAAACUUUAUGUUGGAGUUAUCAUUGUAUGCUUUUUGGGACCAUCAUGGCUUCAGCACAGUUGUCAUCAAGCAGACUCUGUAUUCAUCCUGAGACCAUCCUUUUGAACAACUCAAAGGCGUGUCUGUGGCCAAAUGUCUUGGCUCUGUUCUUUGGGUGACGCGACUGCUUCAGCCUUCUCACUUCAAUUCAAAGUAUUAAAGGCCGAUUUAUACUUCUCGGACUCCGUUACGGACAGACGCACGCACUGAGUC
This is a messenger RNA of Hypomesus transpacificus, 3150 nucleotides long. RefSeq lists its product as uncharacterized. Gene Ontology annotation, biological process: regulation of transcription by RNA polymerase II. NCBI's taxonomy places the organism in Eukaryota, Metazoa, Chordata, Actinopteri, Osmeriformes, Osmeridae. Gene Ontology annotation, cellular component: nucleus. The record is from RefSeq and is a predicted model, not a curated record. The coding region runs from base 346 to 2172 and encodes 608 amino acids. The transcript is spliced from 2 exons. Gene Ontology annotation, molecular function: DNA-binding transcription factor activity, RNA polymerase II-specific; RNA polymerase II transcription regulatory region sequence-specific DNA binding.